Zootoca vivipara (common lizard) is the source of this 2440-nucleotide messenger RNA. NCBI's taxonomy places the organism in Eukaryota, Metazoa, Chordata, Lepidosauria, Squamata, Lacertidae. The record is from RefSeq and is a predicted model, not a curated record.
ACUUCCUCCGUCUUUUGCAACACAGACACACACACCCCAACCCAUUGCAUCACCGCACAGAAAUCCCAGCAAUGCUUUGCAGAACAGAAAAGACACAGUCGGCUGGAGUAGGCGGCAGCAAAGGGGUUAAAAGCAGGAUCUGCUCUGACUGAUCAUUUUCAGCGAGGCUGUGCGAGCAGGACCGCAUGAGCAACUGCAGCGGCAGCAGCAACCGGCUACAUCAGCAGCAAACCUUUUCCUUUCUCUUUCCUUUGGACUUUUACCAAGCGGCUCCUGGGAGCGGAUCGGAGCAGCCGCUCUGAAUGAGAGGGUCGUCUCCUUGGGGUCCUUUUCAAGUAUCUUAAGCCUAUAUCGGUGAGGGGGAACAUUAUUGGUAUUACUAUUAAAUUUAAAUAUAUCAUUAUUCGUCCGGAUCCCAUCUUUGCAUUUGCCCACCAUCCCUGGAAUCGUGAGAGAGGAGACCCCCGACACCGCCCCACUCUUCAUAAAGAAGUUUUUCCUCAACAGAAAUGGCAACGAAAAUCGACAAAGAGGCGUGCAGAGAAGCGUACAAUCUCGUGAGGGACGACGGCACGGAUGUCAACUGGGUGACGUUUAAGUACGAAGGAUCCACCAUCGUCCCAGGGCACCAUGGAGCCGAUUAUGAGGAGUUUACCAGGCAAUGCACAGAUGACAUUCGGUUGUUUGGCUUCGUCCGAUUCACCACUGGCGAUGCCAUGAGCAAGAGAGUCAAGUUUGCCCUGAUCACAUGGAUCGGUGAGAGUGUUAGUGGUUUGCAGAGAGCCAAAACUGGGACGGACAAGACUUUGGUUAAAGAAGUAGUACAGAAUUUUGCCAAAGAGUUUGUGAUCAGUGACCACAAGGAGCUGGAUGAGGAUUAUAUCAAGAGCGAGCUGAAGAAAGCUGGGGGUGCCAAUUACGAUGCGCAGGCAGAGUAAUGGGGGUGGGGGAAAUGCACUGUGCCUCUCACAGCCACCUGCCUGCAUCCAGAAGGGGAGGGAGGGGGGAAAAGCACAAUGUAUCUUCAAAAUCAACACCGGGAGAUGAACGGAGGCCAAGUGGGAGGACCAACCUCCUUCGUCUUCUGCACCUUCAGAGUCCCUUCCUGCCUCCCAAAGUGGACAUUGAUUUUUCAUUCCAUCCAGUGAAACAUCUCCUUCAUACAUGGAUCUCUCCUUUUUACAUUAUUGGGUUGUUGUUUUUUAAAAAAGAAAUUAUUAUUAUUAUUAUUGCUUAUCUUUUGCUUUUAACAAAUGCUACAUGGGUACUGGGCUCCAUAAUACAUUGCCUCUGCGACUUUCUUGACAAUAGAGCAUGUUGACAUGUUCCAGUCUCAAUAUUUUGGCAGAUCUGUUGUUGCUCUGGGAAGCCUGCAGUUGCAGCAUAGGGGAGAAAUAUGCAUUUUUAGUGAAUCCGCACUCGACCUUCCAACUCCCGGACGGAAGUGUUCCCAGGAGCAGUGCAUGCAGUUAGUUAGGCACAGUCUGAUCACAUGCACACUUACUCGGAAGUAAAUAUCAUUGUGUUCAAUGGGACUUGCAGUGCAAUUCUAUAAUCAUCUGCUCAGAAGUAAGUCCCAAUGUGUUCAGUGGGGCUUACUCUUAGGAAAGUAGAAUUGUAGAGUUGGAAGGAACCCUGAGGAUCAUCUAGUCCAAUCCCCUGCAGUGCAGGAAUAUGCAGCUGUCCCAUACAGGGAUCAAACUUGCAACCUUUCCAUUAGCAGCACAAAAUCCUAAGCAGCAAAGUAGAUAUAGGCAGCGAUUCUAAGCAAACUUUUAUGGGGAGUAAGCUCUAGUGAAAUCAGGGGGACUUCGGUUCCAUCUGUACAAUUGCACUGUUACUCCCAAUUAAGGGUGAAUACAAUUGCAGUCUUUACUGUCCUAUAUUGAGCAUGUUCUACUGAGUUCAGUGGGUUGUACUCCCAAGCAAGUUUGCAAACGGUCGCAACCUUACAGCACAAACCUAAGCAUGUUUAUUCAAAAGUAACUUCCUCUGAAUUCAAGAGGACUUAUUCCUAAAUCAGUGUGCAUAGGACCUUAGCUUUAGGCAGCAAUCCUAUGCACACUUAAUUUACCUGGGAGAAAGCCCCACGACACAGUGGGACUUCCUUUGGGAUAAACAAGCAUAGGCUUGUGCUAUUAGCAAGUUUUUUUUUAAGUACAUUUUGUUCCCCAAGUCUGAGAUCAACUCAAUCCAAUGCCAGUCAAAAUCACACGUUGAAUCGAAAUAUCCAGAAGUGUUGAGUUCUAGUCAUGAGAAAACAUAAUCUAUAUUUCAGCUUUCAAAGGAACAAGAAGAAAUAUAAUUUGCCUUAACAAAAUUGCUUGGCUCUGUGCUAUAUAUGGGUUCUCCCUCUCUUUUAAACAAAGUGCUUUGUUUUUAUUGGAUUUUUUUUAAAGGUUUGCUAUAAUAGCAGUAAACAAGGAAGAAGUAAAAUAUC